UGUCAAGGGACAGAACAAGUGGGUGAACCGCAGCAGUUGCACAGCUAACAGCAGGAGAAAUAUGCUUAAAAAACAUUAACCUGUCCAAGUUAAGGAACGUAAGUGCUCUGAUACACAACAGCAGAAUCUUUCCACCAGUGGACCUUCCAGACCAGUGACUGUCUACCAUGUUGUCCAGACUGAGGACAACCUGGUCCCUGAGGCCCUGCGUCUCUGUUUGCAGAUGGGCCCACACCAAAGAGAAGGGCAAACCCCUCAUGCUCAACCCUCGCACCAACAAAGGUAUGGCCUUCUCUCUGCAGGAGCGGCAGAUGUUGGGGAUUCAUGGUUUGUUGCCUCCCAAAGUGGAGACUCAGGACACUCAGGCAAUGAGGUUUCAGAAUAAUCUCAAGAAGCUGACGGAUCCCCUGGAGAAGUACGUCUACCUGAUGGGCAUCCAGGAGAGGAAUGAGAGGCUGUUCUACCGGGUGCUGAUGGAAGACAUUGAGGAACUGAUGCCAAUUGUCUAUACUCCCACUGUAGGCCUGGCUUGCACGCAAUAUGGACACAUCUUUAGAAGACCCAAAGGCUUGUUCAUCUCCAUUCGGGACAGAGGACACGUCCGCUCCAUCCUGGACAACUGGCCAGAGACUAAUGUGGCAGCAGUAGUGGUGACUGAUGGAGAGCGUAUUCUAGGAUUAGGAGACCUGGGUGUUUAUGGAAUGGGCAUACCUGUCGGAAAGCUUUGCCUGUACACUGCCUGUGCUGGCAUUAGACCAGAGAAGUGUCUGCCUGUGGUGAUAGAUGUCGGCACAGACAACGAGACUCUCCUUCACGAUCCGCUCUACAUGGGCCUUUACCAGAAGCGAGACCGCUCUCAGGCCUACGACGAUCUGAUCGAUGAGUUCAUGGAAGCGGUGGUGGAGAAGUAUGGGCAGGACACACUGAUCCAGUUUGAGGACUUUGGGAACCACAAUGCAUUCCGGUUCCUCAGGAAGUACAGGGAGAAGUACUGCACCUUCAACGACGACAUCCAAGGCACUGCAUCUGUAGCCCUUGCUGGUCUGUUAGCAGCUCAGAGAGCCGUUGGCAAACCCAUCACUGAACACCGGGUGCUUUUCCUAGGAGCAGGAGAGGCUGCCCUUGGUAUUGCCAAUCUGAUUGUAAUGGCCAUGACGGAGGCGGGGGUGUCCCAAGACGAGGCCCAAAAGAAGAUCUGGAUGUAUGAUAAAUACGGUUUACUCGUAAAGGGCAGACCGCAGGAAACGGACGCCAACCAGGAGGCAUUCGUCCAUGACAGUCCAGGGGAUAUACAGAGCUUCCUGGAUGCUGUGAACACCAUCAAACCUACAGCUAUCAUCGGUGUGUCCGGAGCUGGACGCCUGUUCACACAUGAUGUCAUCAAGGCCAUGGGGGCGCUGAACGAACGGCCAAUCAUCUUUGCCCUCAGUAACCCCACCAAUAAAGCAGAGUGCACAGCUGAGGAUGCCUACACACUAACUGAUGGUCGAUGUCUUUUUGCCAGUGGCAGUCCAUUUGGACCAGUGACUCUGAGCAAUGGUCGCGUCCUUACGCCAGGACAAGGAAACAACGCUUAUAUCUUUCCAGGUGUGGCCCUGGCUGUGAUCCUCAGUGGAGUCAGACACAUCAGCGACACGGUGUUCUUAGAAGCUGCCAAGACCCUUGCGGAGCAGCUGACUGAUAAAGAGCUCGAGGAAGGCAGACUCUACCCUCCUCUCUCCAACAUCAGAGAGGUCUCUGUCCAGAUGGCUGUCAAGGUGAUGGAGUAUGUCUAUGCUAAAGGCAUGGCGUUCCGUUACCCUGAGCCUGUGGACAAGAACGGUUUCAUACGUACGACUGUGUGGAACACCGAGUAUGACUCCUUCCUUCCAGACAUCUAUGAGUGGCCUGGCGUCAGCUUUAGCCCAAAGACUAAGUAGAAGAAGAACAGAUCCUCACUGUGCCCCAAGUCAUAAUGGCCCUCUAUUCCUUUGUUUCCCACUUUACUCUUAAUCACAGAUUUUUUAAGACCAUUGUUAGCUUAGUGCUUAUGAAAAAAAAGACCUCAGUGGCUCCGGGAUCCCUCCAUUUUGCUUCAUUUGCACUAAACCAGUCUUAUUGGAUCUGUGAAAGGUUAGUGGAAAGGGACACUUAAGAAAGAAUAGGAAUUUUCUCUCCAUAUAACAGUUCUUCAUCAUCUUUGCAUUACAUAUAAACCUUGACAGAACAUGAGGGCCACCUGGUGGUGGAAAAGGGCAAUGUUGAAAUCCUGCUUCAGCUUCCUGCUGAAGCCUUGAGAUUCAUUGUGUCUAUGAGACUAUGCUUUUAAAAAAGAACACAGCAAACAUAGUAUUAGAAUGUGGCUUGCUACAGUUAGUUACUAUUAGAUUAUGUCUAUGUGAUUGUCACACACCCCAGCAUUAAGGUCACAUUCAAAAACCUAACAUGAGGUAAAUUAGAUAGUAAUCCAAACUGCAGAGACGAUUGGGUCACUGCUGAAAGUUCAAAUGCAUAUUUACCUUUGAAUAAGUUGCCCUUGUGAACAAAUUUGUAAUACAAUUUAUCUUUCUCACCUAUUUUAGGACAUAAUAUUUAACUAUAUAUUUAAUGUAAUGCACUGACUCUACACUCCAAAUGCAAAACUCCAUUGUUGAAGUCCACUUUGACUACAUUUAGCCACUUAGACACUGUCCACCUUCAUGCACAUGUUUUGUAAGGCACUUUGAGCACUGCUCAGGAAAAGCACUACAAAGAUGCAGGCCAUUAAAAUGGAGAAUGGGUUUCAGCAUUGCCUUUUUUCACAUCAGGAGGGCCUGUAUGGCUUCACUGAUCUCACCAAUGCUCAGUGUAGGACACCCAGUAGAGCAGAGGGUUAAGAGCUUGACCUUUGUGUGCAAACUAGGAGAGAAAAAGAGAAAACAAUGUGACUCUGAGGGGCAAUUAAGUGAGUAUUUAAACAAAGACCUGCUGAAGGUCUGGGGUGGAAGAGACUUCAUGAAGGGAAAUAUAUGCCUAGAAACAUUCAAUGUAUCCUGCAGCUACACAACACUUGAACAUCCACUCCAGCUUUGUAUUUUGUUUGAAGGAUUUCAUCACAUUGUAUUUAUUUCUCAGAAUUUAUUGUAUUUUGUAUUUAGAUAUUUUGCAAAGCCUGCCAUCGACACUCCUGUAACCAGUUAUCAUAUGAAGAAUUUGACCCUAAAAAUGAACCCUUUUGUUUAAGUGUUAUAUACAUAUUUAACAUAAAGUAUACAUAGCAUAUUGUAGGAAACAAUGUGCAGUAUGAAAUGAUUGGAUAAAUGUUAUUUUUGUAUUUAUUUUGUGAACUAUUCAUGCACUUUUUGGUAACAGUCUGUCGAGUACUUAUGAAGUUGUGUUAACUCCAUCUGUGUGUGUUGGCAGGGUGGUGUGGGAUUCACAAAACUUACAAGCUAGACUUUUAUUCACUGUGGGCUGCACCAUGAUUUAUUAACAUUGAAUUUAAAAAAAAUCAUUUCAUACUGUAUAUUUAUACACAAGAAAGAGGUUAAGCUUGCUGAUGCAAUACAUCUGUUCUGCCAUAUGGAAAUUCAGGCUCUUUUGCAGAGUAAUUCAGAAUUUACACUGUGACCUAUUUACAGAUCUUGCCAUAAACAUAUAUUGACCAAAUAGUCCUAACCCUAUGAAAAGUCACAAAUAUCUCAAAAAUGGAGAUCAUCUUGUGAUGGGUUUCCCACCCAUGAGUACCCAGUAGUCAUGACUACAUUAGGACAUGACUACUAGUACUCAUGGGUCGGACUACUUCAUUUUGAUCUCAACUAGACGCUUGUAAAGUUUCGUGACCUCGGUGGUGACGCUAUCGCGAACACCUGGCCAUAACCUUUCAGACACAUAAACAGCUGCUACAGUUGGUGUCUCGUGGACCACAUUUCACCCUGAUGACACAAACACACACAGACUCAUGAGGUAAUUUUUAACAUGGUUUUCAUCCUCACUACCUUUUAGCAAAAAGGUUUCUUUCAAUUGUUUAAAAAAAAGAUCCUUACUGGUGUUGUUACGCACAGUACUUCACGCUAAAUGGUGCCUAUAGAUGUAUUUAUGAUAAAGAACAAAGCAGCUAUACUGUACACUCCGGUCAACUUUUUCAAAUAUUUCUCAUGUCAUCAUGAUGCACUCUACUCAUCUCCGCUGACAGUCACCCAUGCAAGGUUGUCUGUUGGGUCUUCAGUUUUAGCUCCGUGUUAUAAUAUAUCAGAUGGUCUAACAUGAUGUGUUCCAUGUGAAAUGCAGGAUAUGAGAUGCUUAACCAUAGACACAGGAUAUGAAUAGACUCACAGCUCUAACAGUUAACUUUAAAUAUAUUAACUAGGCUACUGAGUAGAUUUUUGACCUCAGGAUCUUGUAUUAGGACCUUCUAACCACCUGCAUUGAAGUGCCUGCACAAUGUCACUUGGUGCUCCAUAGUGUAGACCUCACAGUUUGCUGCAAGCAGAGCUUAGAAGUGACUCAACAGCAAUAUGAAUUAAAUAAUAAUAAAAAAAAAGGCUAUUUGUUUUGUACCAAGUGAUUUAACUCUGUACUGUCCAACAUGCAGUGUUUUCUGUGACAGUGCAGCUUCAGGCUCCGAGCACUUAAAGAUACUAUUUGAGGCAAUGUUUUCUAUUUAUAUCGUUUAAGUUUCCAGAAGUUUUAUUUCAAAGAAACUUUAUGUAAACCGUUCAGUGUGUGCUCAUGUGUCUAUCCAAUGCUGUUAACUGUAAGUGUGAGUUUUUACCGUGCUUUGUCAGGUGAAUGGUUUGUUCAUGUGAUCCGUGGCAGCCCCCAUUAAGAAAACACUUUUCAUCGUAGGGUGCAUUCAUGUUGUGUUUUGCCCUCCGAGCCUGUCUCUGAAGUUUAUUUUUGGUACAUAGAAAUGUUGCCUUAGUGUUUGUACGCAGAGGGCGGCAUGUCUGUGCUGCUUUGACGUGUUAACGGUGCAGAAUAAAUCCUAUUUUACAUGCUU
This is a messenger RNA of Stegastes partitus (bicolor damselfish), 4960 nucleotides long. It is a transcript of the gene me2, whose product is annotated as malic enzyme 2, NAD(+)-dependent, mitochondrial. Gene Ontology annotation, biological process: malate metabolic process; pyruvate metabolic process. Lineage: Eukaryota; Metazoa; Chordata; Actinopteri; Pomacentridae. Gene Ontology annotation, cellular component: mitochondrion. The transcript has 15 exons. The record is from RefSeq and is a predicted model, not a curated record. Gene Ontology annotation, molecular function: NAD binding; malate dehydrogenase (decarboxylating) (NADP+) activity. The coding region runs from base 168 to 1919 and encodes 583 amino acids.